AGAUGGUGAGCAACUGGGGGGAAUUCGUCGCCCAUCGCAUAUUUGCUGUGUCCAAAUCCGACUUAGAAAUCUAAAAAUCAAUAUCAAAGUAACUGUGGGAACGACGCCAGAAGGUUGAAAUCGUCUUCAAAACUGAAGUGAUUUAAUCUUUAUUGUUUGGAAACUGUCUUCAAUCUAUUGCCAAUUGUUUGGAACCCGUGUGAUGGAGUGAUCUUUGAAGCUAGGUAAAAACAUGUAAAAAGAACGAUAUCAAUUCAACGAUUCCACCCUCUGAGCAACCAAAGUGGAUCAAGAUGACAAUCAAAUCAUCAACGAAUAACGAUCCAUCUCGAAUUUCCCACACAAGAAUCGUUGUGCGAUCAGCAAUCGUGUCAAGACUUGGUGUACUAACCCUAAUGGUUAUCUGGAGAUCAAUGCUCAGCCCUUACGAUACCUCCGCCUCUAUAAACCCUAGCUGCCUCUCUUCCACCACCACUGACCACGAAGAAGAGCUUGUCCUAUUUCCUCGCAUCGCCGCAGCUAUUGAAAAUGGGAUCGUAUGGGACAGCGUGUACUUCGUCAGAAUCGCUCAAUGCGGUUACGAAUAUGAACAAACAUUUGCUUUCUUGCCUCUUCUUCCUUUGUGCAUUUCGUUAUUGUCUCGAACAGUUCUUCUGCCAUUGACUCCACUUGUUGGACAUAGGGCUGUGUUGGCAUUAUCUGGAUAUUUACUUAACAACAUCUCAUUCGUUUUUGCUGCACUGUUUCUCUACAGGCUUUCUGUUAUUAUUCUCAAGGACUCAGAGGCUUCAUUGAGAGCAUCAAUCUUGUUUUGCUUCAAUCCAGCAUCUAUAUUCUAUUCAUCCAUAUACUCUGAAAGUUUAUAUGCACUAUUAUCAAUUGGAGGAAUCUACUUCUUAAUGUCUGGUGCAAAUCUUUUAGCACUACUCUCACUUGCUUUCUCUGGAUUGUCAAGAUCAAAUGGGGUGCUUAAUGCAGGCUAUAUCGGUUUCCAGACCAUUCAUAGAGCCUAUGAUGCUGUAUUUCUUCAAAAGAGUGCAUAUUUGGCAAUUAAGGUUCUUAUAACUGGAAUUUUGCGUUGCUUAUUUGUUUUUGUUCCAUUUGUUGGGUUUCAAACAUAUGGAUAUUACAGUUUCUGUGAUGGAAAUAAUCCGGAUAAAUUAAGGCCUUGGUGUAAAGCAAGGAUUCCUUUGGUGUACAAUUUUAUUCAAAGUCAUUACUGGGGGGUUGGUUUUCUAAAAUAUUUCCAGCUAAAACAGUUGCCAAAUUUCCUUCUUGCAUCACCAAUCCUCUCGAUUGCAGUCUGCUCAAUUAUCCAUUAUGUGAAGCUACAGCCUGAGGUCUUCUUUUCACUUGGUUUCCAAGUUGCUCCAAAAAGUUAUGGAGUAGAUAAAAACAACACUCACACAUCAACAGUAAUUCAAGAAUCAGAAGAAGAUCAGACUCUGAAAAGGAGAAAACAUAGCACGAAAGAAGAAGAGGGUCCCACUCCCACUGUGCUUUCAAAGAAGGAUGAAAAAUUAGGAAAAUUUUCAAUCAUCAUCAUACCAUUCAUCUUACACUUGGGGUUCAUGGUGGCUACAGCGUUUUUUGUCAUGCAUGUUCAGGUUGCUACAAGGUUUUUGUCUGCAAGCCCUCCAGUGUAUUGGUUUGGGGCGUAUGUUUUGGCAUCUCAUGGGAAGGGUUGGGGAUACUUGAUAUGGGGAUACUGUGUAGCCUACAUCCUCAUUGGAAGUCUUCUCUUUUCAAAUUUUUACCCUUUCACUUAAAACCCUUUUUCAAGUUUGAAGAAGCUAAGAGAAGAUUUGGAAACCCGUUUUUGGUGCUUAAAAGACGAUGUAUAUGUACAUGAUGAUGAUUAAUUAGUUUGUUACAUACAA
Molecule: messenger RNA, 1880 nt
Organism: Lactuca sativa (garden lettuce)
Lineage: Eukaryota; Viridiplantae; Streptophyta; Magnoliopsida; Asterales; Asteraceae
Product: transferases, transferring hexosyl groups
Biological process (GO): GPI anchor biosynthetic process
Cellular component (GO): mannosyltransferase complex; endoplasmic reticulum membrane
Molecular function (GO): GPI mannosyltransferase activity; alpha-1,6-mannosyltransferase activity
Source: RefSeq, a predicted model, not a curated record